GAGAAAUGAAAUGCCGUUGGAUGGAUGGACAAGAGAGACUCCACGUCUAACCACCUGGUGUGGGCUUCUCUGCUUCCUUUUUUCACCCCACCUAACCCAGCCGCUGUGUGAAACACCUCAAAUAUAACAAGCAGACACUUGGGGAGCACAAAUGAGCCUCCAGGUCAAAUCCAGAGACUGGCCUUCCUGAGAGGCCCCAGGGAGUCAUCGUGGGAGGAAGGAGGGGACUGACCAAAGCCACCAGGCCCAGGGGCCUGCUCUGUUGCUGACACCUCAGACUCUGCUUCCCCCUGGUGGUGCCUGCUGGCCCUGCAGCUCAGACCACGUGAUUUCUAGGAAACCACCUCCCCGGAGGAGAACUGAAACUUAGGGUGGGGACUGUAGAAAGGGGAGGAGAGAGCAGAAGCCUAGCCUAGCACAAGCUGAGCCUGUGAUAUCCUCGGUCGCUCAGGAUGGCCUCCGGCAAAGCACGCUGCACCCGGAAGCUGCGGAGCUGGAUAAUACAACAAGUGGAGAGCGGGCAGUUCCCAGGGGUGUGCUGGGAUGACACAGCCAAGACGAUGUUCCGGAUUCCCUGGAAGCAUGCAGGCAAGCAAGACUUCCGGAAGGAUCAGGAUGCUGCCAUAUUCAAGGCUUGGGCACUGUUUAAGAAAAAGCACAAGGAUGAGGACAUAGGAGCCCCUGCUGUCUGGAAGACUCGCCUGCGCUGUGCCCUCAACAAAAGUCCUGAAUUUGAAGAGGUUCCUGAGAGAGGCCGUAUGGAUGUUGCUGAACCCUACAAAGUAUAUCGGAUACUGCCACCAGGAACCCUCCCUGCCCAACCAAGAAGCCAGAAGUCACCGUCCAAGCGAUCCAGCAGUGCCAUGUCACCGGAGAGGGAAGAGAGCGACAAGGAGAGCGGGAAGACCAGCGGGGUUACAAGCCUCUCAGACUGUGCCAGCAGUGGCGGCAGCAGCAGCGGCUACAGCAGCAGCAGCAGCCCCGAGCCGGAGGAAGGUGCUAGCACAAGCGAAGCCUGCAUCCCAGAGGACCCGGUGUUCAUGGAGAACCCACUGCCUCUCAACUCAGACUACUCGCUGCUGCUCACCUUCAUCUACAGUGGGCGUGUGGUGGGCGAGACCAAGGUGCAGAGCCUAGACUGUCGCCUCGUGGCUGAGCCCUCGGUCUUGGAGAGCAGCAUGCUACAGGUGGUGUUUCCUAAGCCUGAUCCACUGGAGCCUAUCCAGCACCUGCUGAGUCAGCUCGAGAGAGGCAUCCUGGUGGCCAGCAACUCCAGAGGCCUCUUUGUUCAGCGCCUUUGUCCCAUCCCCGUCUCCUGGAAUGCACCUGAGGCCCCGCCUGGGCCCGGUCCACAUCUGCUGCCCAGCAAUAAGUGUGUGGAGCUCUUCAGUACCUCCUGCUUCUCUAGAGACUUGGCCCAGUACUUCCAGGGCCAGGGCCCCCCACCCAAGUUCCAGGCAACAUUGCAUUUCUGGGAGGAGAGGCCUGACUCUAACCAUACCCAGGAGAAUCUUAUCACAGUGCAGAUGGAGCAGGCCUUUGCCCGGGAUUUACUGGAGAAGAUUCCAGAGGAGCAGAAAGCCGCUUGGUUCCUGGUACAGAACCCAGAACACCCAUCUGCCACUUUACCACUCUGAAAUAGACUUGUUCUCCACACCAUUGGUCUGCCUGCUUUGUGUUAAAUGUCGCUGUGGGUUAUACAACAUGGCUGGAAGGGCAGGGUCUUUUUAUCCUUAAAAUAACUAUUUUGAGAGCCUCUUGGUAAAUAUUUGUAAUCUCAGCACUUGGGAGACAGACUGAAUGACUUUUAUUUACUUUUUGUAGAUACACCCUCUUUCAUCUCUAAGGAAUUGGAAAGAUCCAAGUGGUGUGAUAUCAGAAGGAAUUUUGCUCUCUUUCCAACCCCUAACUCUAAAUCCAAGCACUUUAUGUUUCCUUCCUAGAAUUCAAAAUAAAAUUUAACUGGGUGGGGUAGGGCACACCUGUAACCUUGGCACCUGUGGGGAAGAGGCAGGAAGAGUGAAUUCAAGGCCAACCUUGGUGACAUUAUGACCCUGUCUCCAACAAAUAAAUAAAAGCUUUUUAAAAGAUA
Molecule: messenger RNA, 2092 nt
Organism: Mesocricetus auratus (golden hamster)
Lineage: Eukaryota; Metazoa; Chordata; Mammalia; Rodentia; Cricetidae
Gene: Irf9
Product: interferon regulatory factor 9
Exons: 9
Coding region: 453-1637 (394 amino acids)
Biological process (GO): regulation of transcription by RNA polymerase II; immune system process
Cellular component (GO): nucleus
Molecular function (GO): DNA-binding transcription factor activity, RNA polymerase II-specific; protein binding; RNA polymerase II cis-regulatory region sequence-specific DNA binding
Source: RefSeq, a predicted model, not a curated record